Messenger RNA from Drosophila elegans, 1725 nucleotides. Its product is annotated as modular serine protease. Gene Ontology annotation, cellular component: plasma membrane. NCBI's taxonomy places the organism in Eukaryota, Metazoa, Arthropoda, Insecta, Diptera, Drosophilidae. Gene Ontology annotation, molecular function: protein binding. Bases 224 to 1180 code for a protein of 318 amino acids. The record is from RefSeq and is a predicted model, not a curated record. The transcript is spliced from 2 exons.
UAAAUUAUGGGAAGUACACCAGAUAAGUUUUAUCAGAAAAUAAAACGAGCUGGGCCAUUGAUACAUGCAAAAUAAUUAUCAUCGCCGCUCAGAAAAGCCCAUGACUUUACACAUUUACACAGCUAUCGUCAUGUCAUCAAUAAACUGGUUUCGUAGGCUUCCCUAAUAAUACCCUUUAACCACGACGUAAAGCAGCCAGUCUGUCAAUUGCAAGCCAUUCGAAAUGUUUGAAGCGCAUCGGAAUCGAUCUCUGCUGUUGCUGGUCGUUCUAUCCUUGGCGUUCGCCAGUUGCUCUGGAUCGUGGAACGCCACGAGCUGCGGCCAUCGGUGCGGAGGAGGCGACUGCAUCGAACUGGACCAGCUUUGCGAUGGCAGAGCCGACUGCUUGGAUGCCACCGACGAGACGUCCGCCAUGUGCGAAAAGGUCUGGUGUCCGGGCUAUGGAUUCCGCUGCAGCUACGGAGCGUGCAUAGCCAGCACGGCGGUUUGCGAUGGUGUGCGCGACUGUGUGGACGGAUCGGAUGAGCAGGGAUGGCUGUGCCGGGCUCAAAUGCAGCAGGCCAACUGCGACAACUGGGAGAUGUACUGCUCCUCCGGACAGUGCAUGCCCUACUCCAAGCUUUGCGAUGGCAUCCGAGAUUGCCGGGACGGCGAUGACGAACAGGAGUCUCUUUGCGAAGGUGUCGUCAUACCAACCACAACGGUCAGAUCCACCACCACUGCAGCCAAGGAAAGCGAUGUCAUAAUGAUAACACCCACAUUGACCACGACGAGGAGACCACCAGCCAAUCCUAUUCAGAAGAACGGGGAAUGCGUGAUUCCCCAGCUGCCAAAUGUGAUAGUUAAGCACUUCACCGAUGCAAUCCUUCCAGCGGGAUCAAGAGUAGCCAAUGGCACGCGUAUCUACUACGAGUGCCCAGCGGAACACUCACUCAAAGGAGAGCACCAGAACAUUUGUGAAGACUCUUUGUGGAUUAACAAAUUUCCCUACUGUGAAACACCCACAGCCUUUGUCUUCAGUCUGGUGAUAUCAUUAUUCUCCUUCCUGAUCGUAGUUCUGCUAAUCCUAAUUUGGCGGGUUCGUCGGGAUAAUGACCACAGAAGGGAACGUGAGGAGCACAUUUGGCUGGUGGAGACCAGCACCAAUCGUGCCCAGCAAUCUGACAUACCAAAGGUUUAGGGACUACUUGUAAUCCAGUUAAUAGUUCUCUGAUGCUCUGAGUAUUAAAUGCUUUCAAGUUUUAAAUUGCAACCGUUUUAGUGUUUGAAAAGUCUGUACAAUCAGUGAUCAAAAGCGCUUUAAAGUUUAAAAUUACUCAGAAAUUAGUAAAAUGAAAAGUAAGAUAGGUAAUUGUAAGUUAUAUUUAUGUAUUUUAGUUGUAAGUUUAAUGGAUUAGACAUCCCAUUAAAAUAUAAACGAAUGUUAGAGUAAACCAAGUAGAAUAACAUUUAUAAACCCAUUUACCUUGAUGGGCUUUUUUUUUUUUAAUAACUUACAAUUAUAGUACAGUAAUUCAAAGCGUUUUAAGUUUAAAAUUCUUUAAAAGUAAAAAGUGAAGUUACCAGAUCAAUAAGUAAGAUACAUACAUAUGUACCUGCAAGCCCUAUUACAUAGCUCUAAACUUAAUUUUGUAUUUUGUAUCCCUUAGAACAUCACAUUUUAUACCUCAACAUUUAAGUUAUAAAACACUUUACAUACAAUAAAAAAUUUAAAAAAAAAAUAUA